AUGACAACAUUAUCUACUUGUGCUUCUGAUGGUAAUGGCAGUUUAAAUCCCAUGUCAUUCACAGAUCAACAUGGAAAUGUCUUACUAGAACGUUUACGUUACCAGCGUGAUACUGGUCGCUUUUGUGAUGUUUAUAUUAUCGUAAAGGAUCGUCACUUUUGUGCACAUAGAAACAUCCUUGCUUCGUGCAGUCCAUAUUUCGAUUCGAUCUUGAGAAAUUCAAAAGUUGUCAAAGAACAAGUGACUGUCAACUGUCAAAAUCCCGCAGUUUUUGAACUGCUGCUCAAUUAUAUGUACAGUGGUAGCGUUGUUAUUGAUCGCAGUAGCGUAAUGGACUUAUUAAAACUUGCCAACAAUUUUUUAAUAACUCGAGUAAAAAAUUAUUGUGCAGAAUAUUUGGAUCGUUAUAUGGAUUCAGCCAAUUGUUUAUCUGUUAAAGAGCUUGCUUUAAAGUAUAAUCUACCAGCUCUUUUCAAAAGUGCAUGUGAAUUUUUCGAUAUGAACAUUAACAGAUGCUUGCUGGAAAGUACUGAUGUUGUUGAAUUUUCAUUGCCGCAGUUAAAUGCAUUAUUAUCAGAACCAAAAUAUGCAAAUUCAGUUUCUCCUGAUGUUCAUUUAAAAUUGAUAGUGCGUUGGAUUGGACAUAAUCCAGUGCAACGCGAUUCCUUCUUCAAAGAGAUGUUAGCUGCAUGCUCAUUUGAAUCAGUGCAGUCUGCUACAUUGGAAUAUUUGUUGGAUUAUUCACCGUUCCUUAUCAAUUCUCAGUCAGCUCGAUACACAUUAAUGCAAAUGAUGUGUGACCAUUCAAUGCCAAUGGUUAAAUAUCACGCGCAGUAUCGAACUCUUUCUACUCAAUUUGGCAAUGAAAGUAUGAUUUUUUACAACGAUGCUCCAGGAGCAUUUAGAAGUGGUCAUUCGCAAUGUGUACAACAAAGAGAUGAUUUCUUAGCAAGCGUAAAUCCAGAAAAUGAAAAUCAGCAGUGUGAAAAAAAUGGCGAUCAAGUCCACAAAACGGACCAUCUAGGGAUUCAGGCUCAUUCAAAUUAUAAUGAAGAAACAGGACAACCACCGGUAAUUGGUGCUUCAACUACACAAGAAGUGCUAAGCACCAAAGAGUCCAAUGGCGAUUCUCGUCCAGCUUUGAAGUUGAAAAUUCAUUUGAACUCGAUGAACAUCUUGAAUAAAAAACACCGCCUUCUAGCAGCUGCUGGUCGUCAUAAAUUAUAUCGAAAAUCAAUCUCGACGGCAAACCAAAUUUUAGCAAAACGUCGUGGUAGGCCACCGAAAGUCAAAACAUUUCCUCGAAAUGAAUCUCUGAGAAACGCAUUAGACGAAUCAGGAGCAGAAGAAUUAUUGCCAGAAACUGGAAACACUCCGGGCGAACAAGUUCUGUUCGAAGAACCAGAUGAAAUUGAUCCUUGUUCACUUCAAGAAGAAUCUGAUAAUGAAAUAAAUGGCGAGACCAAUAAUGCAUCUGAGGAAUUCUUCAAAUGUGAUUACUGCAUUUUUAAAAGUCCUAGUCUUACUCUUCUUAAGCGUCAUAUUGGACGAUCUCAUAUGCGAAACAUUGCCUAUGUGUGCCCAUUAUGUGAUUAUGAAUCAUCUUGGAAUCGAGACUAUUAUGAUCAUAUGAAGAAGCAUUUUGCGGGUCCACCCUUCCAGUGUGAUGUAUGCCAGUAUGGAAACAAUUGUAUACAAAACUUAUUAUCGCAUCGUUUAACGCACUCUGAUGAACGGCCUUUUAAAUGCACCAUAUGUGAAUUUAAAAGUCGUUCAAGAAAUCAUUUAAUUAAUCAUGUCCGAAAUCAUACGGUUGAGAAGCCAUUUCAUUGUUCUGAAUGUGGCCGUGCAUUUGCUAUGAAAAGUACUCUCGAUCAGCAUGUAGCUGCUCACUCGGAAAACAGGCCUUAUCAUUGUAUUCAUUGUAAUUUUUCGACUAAAUACCAGAGUCAUCUAAUUUCUCACCGACGAAUACACUCUGGUGAUGUUUUCCAUUGUCACUAUGACAAAUGUUCUUAUUCGUCGCCAAAAAAAAGCCAACUUGCCGCGCAUUUAAGAACACAUUUAGCAGUUAGGUCGCAUCACUGCAAAACAUGCAGUCGUUCUUUCAUAGAGAAAUCUCAUUUGGUGCGACAUGAGAGAAUACAUUUGGAAGACAAGCCUUUCAAGUGUGAGAAUUGCGACUAUUCGUCAUCUAGGCGAGAUAAACUGAAAGAGCAUAUUCAGAAGCACCACAGCAAUUCCAGUGGCGGUAAACAGCACAGGAGAAGAUAUCGACGUGCAAAACAACUGGCGCAGCUUGCUGCACAAACUAAGGAGGUUAUUCAGCGGCCGCAACCAAAUAUGGGGAAUAUGUUCCGACCGAUCCCUUCAUCAGAACUUGAGCCAUCGGAUAACUUAAGUUUAUCUGUUGCUAGUAACGCGUUGCCUCAACAGAAUGCCGAAUUUUCUCUCAACCAUAUUUCACAAUCUCAGAGUGAACAUCGUCUACCACGAACAGAUGGGCAUGCCGAAACAUCUCAACAAUCUCAACAAUCACUAGUAGAUUUCUCCUCGUUGAACACCACAAAUUCUCUAAAUAUUGGACGACCGUCGUCCGCAACUAUGCCUCCAACUGCAGCGAUGUCAGUUUCACCGGCAAUGAGUCUCAACUUUCACAUAGGUGCCAUUAUGGACUCUCCAAUCGAAUCUUUGCGGACACCAGUGCCACGGAGUCCCCAGAGUGUAAACAUACAUCCCGACUUUUUUGAUGGUUCAUCGAAUGGCAACCAAGAUGCUCAACGACCCAUGAGUUUACCACCGUACAGUGGUAGCGGAGGCUUAAUUACCAACAAUCAGAUCGGACCAUCAUGGCCGUGGUGA
Messenger RNA from Thelazia callipaeda (thelaziosis nematode), 2862 nucleotides. The record is from the annotation of a GenBank genome assembly. NCBI's taxonomy places the organism in Eukaryota, Metazoa, Nematoda, Chromadorea, Rhabditida, Thelaziidae.